Molecule: messenger RNA, 3765 nt
Organism: Dendronephthya gigantea
Lineage: Eukaryota; Metazoa; Cnidaria; Anthozoa; Malacalcyonacea; Nephtheidae
Product: pyruvate carboxylase, mitochondrial-like
Exons: 16
Coding region: 111-3701 (1196 amino acids)
Biological process (GO): gluconeogenesis; pyruvate metabolic process
Cellular component (GO): cytoplasm
Molecular function (GO): metal ion binding; ATP binding; pyruvate carboxylase activity
Source: RefSeq, a predicted model, not a curated record
UAACAUAAGACGUGGAGGGUCGCGUCCAAAGAUCUGGAUUGUACACUUUUGGAUCAAUGGUUCCCACUUGGGAUUAACGAUCGACUUUUGCAUUAAAGUGAACGCUGAAGAUGUUCCGUCUACGAACCAGUCAGAUCAAGCGCAUUAAUUUCCAACAGUUUUCUCGGAUUACUGGGAUACAAUCCUCCUGUUACAUCCAUACCACAAGGCCUCGUUAUGGUGCCGAAGAUGGUGGCAAGACUGGACGAGAGGUGACGAAUAUCAACAAACUACUUGUGGCUAACCGCGGUGAGAUUGCAAUCCGCGUGUUCCGUGCUGCGUCAGAGAAAGGCAUCAGAACGGUAGCAGUUUAUUCCCAGGAGGAUGUCAAUCAUAUGCACAGACAGAAAGCUGAUGAGGCAUAUUUGAUAGGAAAAGGCCUCGCACCUGUUGCAGCUUACCUGGAUAUCCCAGAGAUAAUUCGUGUCGCCAAGGAACGUGAUGUAGAUGCAAUUCACCCAGGAUAUGGUUUCCUCUCAGAGCAAGCUGACUUUGCUCGUGCCUGUAUUAGUUCUGGUAUUAAAUAUAUCGGACCUUCGCCCGAUGUCCUGUCAACAAUGGGUGACAAAAUUGCAGCCAGGGCUACGGCCAAGCAGGCAGGCAUCAAAGUCAUUCCUGGAACAGACCAUCCUGUGGAUGACCUUGAAACAGCACAACGCUUUUGUGAAAAUCAGUCUGGGUUUCCAGUGAUGCUGAAGGCGGCAUACGGGGGGGGUGGCCGGGGAAUGAGGGUUGUGCGCCACAUUGAUGAACUGGAGGAGUUGUUCAAUCUGGCGCGAAGCGAGGCUUUGGCUGCCUUCAACGACGGUUCCCUUUUCAUUGAGAAGUUUAUUGAGCAUCCACGUCAUAUUGAAGUUCAAAUUCUCGGCGAUGGUUACGGCAAUGUUAUUCAUCUUCACGAACGAGAUUGUUCUGUGCAACGAAGACAUCAGAAAAUACUCGAGAUUGCUCCAGCGCCCGUGUUAGAUCCUGCCUUGAGAGAUGCAAUCACAGCGGAUGCCGUCAAACUCGCGAAUUUCGUUGGCUAUGAAAACGCCGGAACCGUGGAGUUCCUCCUGGACGAACAAGGCAAUUAUUAUUUCAUUGAAGUGAAUGCAAGACUUCAGGUGGAACACACAGUAACGGAACAGGUCACAGGUGUUGAUUUGGUUCAAACGCAGAUUGGUAUUGCUGAAGGAAGAAGUCUUAAAGAUCUUGGCUUAUCUCAGGAGAAUAUCAAAGUGACAGGUUCCUCGAUACAGGCAAGGGUAACCACGGAAGAUCCUGCAAACAACUUCACACCUGAUACUGGCAGGAUUGAGGUGUUCAGAGCUGGUGAAGGGAUGGGUAUUCGGCUGGACAGCGCAUCAGCAUUUCCUGGUGCUGUUAUAACACCACAUUACGAUUCGUUGCUGGUCAAAGUCAUCAGUCAUGCGAACAACCAUCGCGAGGCCUCCAGAAAACUGUACCGAGCGUUACAAGAGUUCAGAGUUCGUGGAGUUAAGACCAACAUCCCAUUUCUCCUGAACGUCUUGGAGCAUUCCGAGUUUGUUGACGGUGCAGUGGACACAGAUUUCAUCAAGGACAAUCCUCAGUUGUUUCACAUUGCAACGAGUCAGAACAGAGCCCAAAAACUGCUGCAUUAUCUGGGCAACGUCAUGAUCAACGGUCCAGUUACACCUUUAGCGACCACCAUUAAACCGAGCAAAAUAGAACCGAAAAUUCCCACGAACAGCACCCGCGAUCGUCCAGCGGGUUUCAAGGAUAUUCUCACCAAUGAAGGUCCCGAGGGAUAUGCGCGCGCAGUUCGAAAUUCGAAAUCUCUUCUGCUGAUGGACACGACAUUCCGUGAUGCUCAUCAAUCCCUCCUUGCGACACGCGUUCGGACCACUGACCUAAGAAAGAUUGCACCGUUUGUCUCGACGAAUUUCUCAAACCUUUACAGCCUGGAGUGCUGGGGAGGAGCAACUUUUGAUGUUGCAAUGAGAUUUUUAAACGAAUGCCCCUGGGAUCGUUUGGCCAAGCUGAGAGAAGACAUUCCUAACAUUCCACUUCAGAUGUUGCUGCGUGGAGCGAACGCCGUAGGUUACACCAGCUAUCCCGACAACGUUGUUUACAAGUUUUGUAAGGUCGCUGUGGAACAUGGGAUGGAUGUCUUCCGCGUAUUCGAUUCUCUGAAUUACCUGCCAAAUCUCCAGCUUGGUAUGGAGGCAGCCGGCGCUGCAGGGGGUGUGGUUGAGGCCGCGAUAUCGUACAGCGGUAAUGUAGCUGAUCCAGGAAAGACCAAAUACACCAUCGAGUACUACAUGGAUCUCGCAGGUGAACUUGUGAAAGCUGGCACUCAUGUUCUUUGUAUCAAGGACAUGGCUGGAUUACUUCGCCCAGAAGCGGCGACGUUAUUAAUCGGGGCUCUUCGUGCCGAGUUCCCUGACAUGCCCAUUCAUGUCCAUACCCAUGAUACAGCGGGCGCCGGGAUCGCAUCCAUGCUGGCAUGUUCUGAAGCAGGAGCUGAUGUUGUCGACGUUGCUGUCGACUCCAUGUCAGGAAUGACGUCACAGCCGAGUAUGGGCGCUCUGGUCGCGUCUUUACAGAAUAAAGAGACUGAUACGGGUAUACGGCUCGAAGAUGUAUUUGACUACAGCAGCUACUGGGAACAAGCCAGAUUAUUGUACGCGCCGUUUGAAUGCACCACGACGAUGAAAAGCGGCUAUUCUGACGUGUACGAAAAUGAGAUACCGGGGGGUCAGUACACAAACCUACAGUUUCAAGCGUUUAGCCUGGGCCUCAACGAGCAAUUUACUGAGGUGAAGAAGAAAUAUACGAUGGCAAACCGUCUCUUGGGUGAUAUCAUCAAGGUAACACCGUCAUCGAAAGUCGUCGGCGAUCUGGCACAAUUCAUGGUCCAGAAUAAUCUUGCUGAACAUGACGUAUUGGCAAGAGCUGGCGAGCUGGAUUUCCCAAAUUCUGUCGUCGGGUUUAUGCAAGGUGAACUGGGUCAGCCUCACGGAGGGUUCCCGGAGCCACUCAGAACGCAGGUUCUCAAAGGAAAGCCGACGAUUGAUGGAAGACCUGGGGAGAGUAUGGAAGAUUUGGACUUUGAUGAACUGGAAAGAGAACUAAAAGAGGAACACGGAGAUCAUAAUAUUCGCGAAUGCGAUGUGCUUAGCGCGGCAUUAUAUCCGAGUGUAUUCCGAGACUACAUGAGAUUCAAAGACGAGUUUGGCCCGAUGGAACCUCUUCCGACACGAUUGUAUCUGACGGGGCCUGAAAUUGGUGAGCAAUUUCAGGUGGAAAUUGAGAAAGGCAAGGUGCUGAAUAUCACGAUACUCGCAAUAGGAGAUCUUCUUCCUGAUGGACAAAGGGAAGUGUUCUGUGAGAUGAAUGGACAGCUAAGAGCUGUUUUUAUCACAGACAAAACUGGCGUCGAGCAAGUCGCAACAAGAUCAAAAGCCAACAGGGACGACAAAGGCUCGGUGGGGGCACCCAUGCCAGGAGAAGUGGUAGCAGUUAGGGUGAAGGAGGGACAACAGGUAGAGAAGGGGGACCCGCUUGUCGUACUCAGCGCUAUGAAGAUGGAGACGAACGUGACGUCACCGAUCAAAGGCGUGGUCGCUAACAUUAAUGUCCGUAAUGGAGAGACCAUUCAGGCGGGAGACCUUUUGGUUGAAGUAACUGAAAAUUGAUUUUGGAUUUUCUUGAAAAAAUUACUAAGUUGUGGAAUAAUUAUAUUAAAAAUGAACUCCUGUU